Molecule: messenger RNA, 984 nt
Organism: Glarea lozoyensis ATCC 20868
Lineage: Eukaryota; Fungi; Ascomycota; Leotiomycetes; Helotiales; Helotiaceae
Product: WSC containing protein
Exons: 4
Coding region: 1-984 (327 amino acids)
Source: RefSeq, a predicted model, not a curated record
AUGCAGCUCACUCUCGUUACCCUCGGGGGCCUCCUCGCAGCAGGAAUUGUCAGUGCCGCACCACAGUAUCAGCAAUCCACUUCCAAUGUGCAUAGAAUCACUCAGCGCGAUCUCACCGGUUAUGACAAUCUGGGAUGCUACACAGAAGCCACUUCUGGACGUGCUCUCAGUGGGAAAUCGUACUCCAAUGAUAGCAUGACCUUGGAGCUGUGCCAAAGUACUUGUCAGGGCUUUUCUUACUUUGGAGUUGAGUAUGGAAGAGAGUGCUAUUGUGGAAAUAAUCUAAACACCGGUAGCGUUUCUACAGCAUCUUCAGAUUGUAACUUCGCUUGCCCAGGAAAUGCCACAGAAACUUGCGGAGCUGGAAAUCGACUCAACGUUUACCAAACCACCGGCUCUGGCCCUGCAGACUUCUCCAAAUACGGUAGUCAUGGCUGCUACACUGAGCCCAACAACGCCCAGAAUGGUCGUGCCCUUAUGGGUAAGACCACAGUGUCUAACAACAUGACUGUUGAGAACUGUGCGGAUAUUUGUGCUGCCGGCCAGUAUUCUUUGUUUGGCGUGGAGUACUCCAGCGAGUGCUACUGUGGAAAUAUGCUCGCCGUUGGGAGUGUUGCUGCACCUGCCAGUGAUUGCAAGUAUGCCUGCUCAGGAGACAAGACAGAAACUUGCGGAGGUGAUUGGCGAUUCAAUUAUUACGAAUUUGGCUAUACCCCUGCACCAUCAUCAACAACUUCUUCUGCUACUUCAGCUACCUCCUCUGCUACUUCAACAUCAUCAACUGCUGCCUCGCCGACUGCUCCUGCUGGCUACACCGAUGCGGGCUGCUAUACCGAAGCGACAGGCCAACGUGCUUUGACUGGAAAAUCAUACUUUGACGACAGCAUGACUGUUGAGAAAUGCGCGGCUGCCUGUACCGGUUACGAGUGGUUCGGUGUUGAGUAUGGUCGAGAGGUAUUGCUAUUGUGGCAACACAAUCAAUGA